Molecule: messenger RNA, 214 nt
Organism: Nestor notabilis (Kea)
Lineage: Eukaryota; Metazoa; Chordata; Aves; Psittaciformes; Psittacidae
Product: neuferricin
Exons: 1
Source: RefSeq, a predicted model, not a curated record
UGGGGGAGUGAGCAGAGACUGGACCGGAGUCCCUCGGAAGCUGUUCCACCCAGGGUCCAAGGGCAGCCGCUGCGUGUGUGUGAGGACAACUGGCCCCCCGUGGGGGCAGCCGGACUCCACCGAGCACCGCGACAGAGGCGACCUGGAUAACCCUCACCUGCAGGAAUACAGCGGCUGCCCUCCGCUGGCCGAGCAGUGCGUCCUGAACGAGUGA